UUUUGUAAUCAAUGCAAAUUUUGUCGAUGGUUAAAUUGGCGGGAGAAGGUGGUAUAUAAGUUCAAAUGAUUAUCUGUAGAAUUAUCAGAUACAUCAAAUUCAUUAUGAAGUAUCAAUUGAUUUUGUUGGGUGUGGUGUCUGUCGUCUUGGCACGACCGGACGUCUCGCAUCUUGGGUACAGUUACAGUGCUCCCUCCGGAAGUUAUUUGCCAGGGGAGCACGCUGCAAGUAGCUCGAGCCAUGGUGGUCGUAUCAUUCCCGCCCAAGUUGUGUAUGAACCCUCUCAACCGUCUGGAAGUUACCUACCGGGGGUCAGUGGUGGCGCAGGUGGUGAUGGAUACUUUGGCAGCGGCAGCAGUCAUCAUGGUUCUGGCCAUUAUGGAGGUUCUAUUGGAGGAUUUGGUGGUCAUGGGCAUCAAGGCGGAUUCGGCGGCCAAGGUGGUUUUGUCGGCGGCCAAGGCGGUUUAAUCGGCGGUCAAGGUGGUUUCCUCGGCGGACAGGGUGGUUUCAUCGGCGGUCAAGGUGGUUUCGGCGGUCACGAUUUACUUUCCGAGGACACCGAAGUUCACUAUUAUGGUGAUGAUGCCCAGCAACAGUCCCGCCUUCGCAUCCACGUUGCGCCAGCUCCCUCCAGGAACAGAGUGCUCUUCGUUAAGUCACCCGAUGUCGGUUCUUCGAUCAUUCCAGAAAUUAUCGCUCCCUCCACGCCAAGCCAAGAGAGAACCGUCGUCUACGUACUGUCCAAGAAACAGGAUGCGGUGGGAACGAUUAAUCUUCCAGCUUCUGUUACUAAUAAUGUUGUCAAGUCUAAACCGGAAGUGUUCUACUUGAGAUACAAGGAUUCGCAAGACGCCGAAAGGGUCGUCGCUGACAGUCUUAGCGGUAAAACGUCCGGGUCUGGAGUUCGACCAAUCAAUGACAAAGAUUCCUUUGUUAAAACUUUGGCUACCGGCCAACAUGGUGGAAUUAAUGGUAUUUUAGGUUCAUUCGGAAGUGGAUCGUCGCAUGGUUCGUCCGGAAUCAGCCUUGGUGGCCAUGGCAUUAGUGGAGGUCAUGGGAUUGGUGGAGGUCAUACUGUAAUCAGCACCGGUGGUGGUGUUGGCGGAUUGGAUGCGGCUGGAAGCAGUUCUUCUGGAAGCGGAAGCAAGUAUGGUACACCUGGAGCUAGUGGUCCAUAUUAA
Messenger RNA from Photinus pyralis (common eastern firefly), 1181 nucleotides. Its product is annotated as pupal cuticle protein 36-like. Bases 66 to 1181 code for a protein of 371 amino acids. The transcript is spliced from 2 exons. NCBI's taxonomy places the organism in Eukaryota, Metazoa, Arthropoda, Insecta, Coleoptera, Lampyridae. The record is from RefSeq and is a predicted model, not a curated record.